Linum trigynum is the source of this 3638-nucleotide messenger RNA. The record is from the annotation of a GenBank genome assembly. Lineage: Eukaryota; Viridiplantae; Streptophyta; Magnoliopsida; Malpighiales; Linaceae.
UGUAAAAGUUGAAUAACUUGACUAACGUUAUUUGAAAUCAUCGGAGUUAUAAGACCAAGCAGGAAACUUGAAGAAUUAAACUGAAAAUAAAAUAAAUAAAUAAGUUAAAAUAAUAAAAAAGCUGCCUACCAGACUCGAACCUGGUACCUUAAUUAAACUGAAAAUAAAAUAAAUAAAAAGGUUAAAAUAAUAACAAAGCUGCCUACCAGACUCGAAUCUGGUACCUUUCGGCUGCUAUUCUACUACAAAUCCACUAGACUACAAGAAGAUUAUGUUAAUAAUGUGUCACUCGUAUUUUAAAUAUAUUUAACGUUGAUUUUACACGUAAUUCUCGAAAGUUCCUAGGACUUUAUACGUAAGUUUCAAAAUUCUGGGGGGGGGGGGGGGGGGGGGGGGGGGGGACCGGGGCCCCCCGAGAGCCUACAUAGCUCCGCCCCUGGCCGGAUCCACUCAUCCACGAGCCUGUUUGUCAACCAGGCGGUGGCAAAGGGUGGGGGUAUUGGUACUCGGGAUUAGAAGAAAUUAGGGUUUUUUAUUUAUUGUAAAUAAAAGUGAUAAUGAGGUGGAAAUGAUAUGGCAAUUUUGAAAAUUUUUAUUUCAUUAAUUUUUUUAUUUUUAAAUUGCCAGGUCACACAUUUAACGGUCAACUUUUAGAGUUGACCGCCACAUAAGCAAAAGUUAACGGAGUUGGACGGAGAGUGACCAAACGUGACCGGUUUCAGUAAACUGAAGUACCAUCAAUGGAUUUAAAUAUUUCGAGUGACCAAACUUGAACCUUUUUUAUAAUUUCAGUGACCAACCAUACAAUUAACCCAUAAAAUAUAUUAAGCACUUUCUAAAAACUACCUAUUAGAAUAUAGGACUUGAAUGUAAUUCGCCAAUCGUUAAAGGAUUAACAUGUAAAUAGAAAUAAGUUAGUUACGAGUUAGUUAGUAGGAUUAGUCUAGAUAAGCUGUAAAUCUUUGAUCUUUUGUUAACUUUUUCCAUUCAAUCAAUCGUGAAUUCAUUCUCAAUCCAAAACUCUACCAUGGUAUCAGAUCUAUUCUGAGCCGUCUCGCUCGUGUUCUCGCUUCCUCCGACUCUCAUUUCUUUCUAUUCACCACAAAGCUUUCUUCGCGUCCUCCUAUGGCGUCGAAUUUCUCUAUUCCUUCUGGCCUUGAAGCAGAAAAUCCUCACAAUGGAGGUCACCAGCACGGUUCUGGUGGGAUUUCUUAUCUCGGCAUCGCGAUUUCUGAUCCGGCUUCUCCCUUUUUCAUCCAUCCUUCGGAAAAUUGGGGGCAAUGCCUGGUAUCGCAGCCGCUGACUGAAAACAAUUUCUCCAACUGGGAGAGAUCGAUGAUUCUGGUCAUCGAUGGCAUGAACAAGCUCGGGUUCUUGAACGCGACAAUUAUUGCUUGGAACGAACUAAGGGAGAAAUUCUCUCAGGGAGACUCGUUCAGAAUUGUCGAUCUGCAAGAAUCGAUCUUCCAACUCAAACAAGGUACUCUUAGUGUCUCGCAGUACUACUCUAAGCAACGGGCACUUUGGGAUCCGUUGGCUAAUUUUAGGUUGAUUCUUGAUUGUGAAUGUGGAGCUACUUGUCGUUGCAUUCUUGCUUCUCUUAGGAAAGAUCACAUGAAUGACAAAGUGAUUAGAUUUCUAAGGAACCUGAAUGAUAACUUCAAUGCCCCUAGGUCCACAGUUAUGCUUCUUGAUCCAUUGCCACCUAUCAACAAGGUUUUUGAAAUAAUGGUUCAACAUGAACGAGAGAAUAAUCUGUUGCCUAAACCUAAUUUCCAGCCAAACCCCAAUCCUACUGUAGACAGUAUGGCUUUCUUUACCAGAGCUGCUGGUACUAAUCUGGGUAUUCAGGGUGCCAAUCAGGGGUUUAAGAAGCAGGGCAAGAAGCCAGUUUGUACUUACUGUGGCUAUACUGAUCACACAGAGGACAUCUGUUAUAAGAAGAAUGGGUAUCCCCCAGGUUAUCAACCAAAGAAGAAGAAUCCACCUCAUCAAGCCAACAAUGUCACUGUUGAGCAUGGCGAAUCCUCCAACGGUGGAGCUGUCAUGGUCAAUCCAGCUAAUUGGAUGAACUUUCAGCAACAGUAUUAGAAGAUGAUGCAGUAUAUGCAAACUCACACCGCUCCUUCCUAUUAGGGGUGGGCAUUCGGUCGUUUCGGUUUCGACAGAAUCGAAAUUAUGAAUGUCGGGUCCAUGAAUUCUCCCAAACCUCAAACCGAAUUCGAACCGAAUUAUAAUUCGGUUCGGUCGGUUUAAACCGGAUUAUAAUUUGGUUCGGUUCGGUUUUUAACACAAAACCAAAUUUGUGAGCCUACUUGUAUUCUCACUUUUAAAUUAUUUUUCACUCCUCAUAUAAACAAUAAAUAUGCAAUUAUAUGCAUAAUCAAUGAUAAAAUCAAGCUUUUCAACACAUAAGUCAUAAAACAUUUCAAAUAUUUAAGUAUAAAAACAACUACAAAUAUAAAAAUCCACAAUUUGGAGGUUGCAAUUGUAGUAUUUCGGUUUUUCGGUCGGAAUUUCGGUUGAAAGAACCCUGGUUUCGAAAUAUCUAUAUUUUCCUUCCGAAUUCCGAACCGAAUAGCAUUAUUUUGCUUUCGGUUCAGUUUAAUUCGUUUUUGGUUCGGCUCGGUUCGGGUUUACCGAACCGUUUGCCCACCCCUACUUCCCAUCAAGGAGUGCAACCAGCUUCUCAGCAGCCAACACCUCCUUCUCCUAGCUUUGCAGAUGUUUUCAUGCCAAACCAGUCUUCUCACCCAUCUCACUCUGCUGAGAAUGAUGGCUCUGGUCCUCAUCAGAUCAUCAGCAAAUCCAAUUUUGUGGCUUCCCAUAUUUCUCAGGGUCCCAACACACAGGGUAAAUUCAGUUUAGCCUUUUCAAUCAAUUUUACUCUUAAUCGCAAAUGGAUUAUUGACACAGGAGCAACUGACCAUAUAAUUUGUUCCUUAAAUUUCUUUAAUAAUUACAAACAAGUUACCAACACAUUUGUUCAUCUACCUAAUGGUGACAAAGUAGCAAUAACUGCCAUUGGAACAGUUCAUUUUUCAUAAGAUCUUAUUCUUAAAAAUGCUCUGUUUGUGCCCAGUUUUACCUUUAACUUGGUCUCUGUUAGCCAUUUAAUCAAAAAUCAAACCAUUAGCUUAUGGUUUCAUUCUUCUUUCUGUCUGAUUCAGGAGCUUCCUUCCCUGAAAACGGUUGGUACAACUAAUCUAAUUGAGGGAUUAUACAUUCUCCUUAACAUGCAACCCACCUACAGCAGUUCCAAUCCCCUUCCUUGUCUGUUCAGCCUACAUCUCAUUAUGUUGAUGUUUUCUCCACAACGCAACAAAAGUUCAAUAUCUGGCACUAUCGACUUGGCCAUCUACCUCAAAGCAAACUGUUAUCCUUAGAUCUUAGUAGUCCAAAUGUAUUCAGUUCUGAUAAUUCUCAUUGUACUGUUUCUGUUUGCCCUCUAGCAAAACAAAAGAGAUUACCAUUUCCUUCUAGUCAUAGCCAGACUGUGGCUCCAUUUCAUUUGUUGCACAUUGACAUUUGGGGAAAUGCUCCAUCUCAGUCUUUGAAUGGUCACUCCUAUUUUCGCACAAUUGUUGAUGACUAUUCUAGACAUACUUGGUUGUUCUUAAUGAAGCAUAAAUCUUCAU